Molecule: messenger RNA, 4715 nt
Organism: Formica exsecta
Lineage: Eukaryota; Metazoa; Arthropoda; Insecta; Hymenoptera; Formicidae
Product: potassium/sodium hyperpolarization-activated cyclic nucleotide-gated channel 1-like
Exons: 8
Coding region: 13-1548 (511 amino acids)
Source: RefSeq, a predicted model, not a curated record
UGCAAUCGUUACAUGGACAGCAUGGCUACAAUAUCUACCGAAAGAGCAAGACAUACCGUAUUUAAAUAUUGGUGGAUAAUACAUCCGUUCAGUUAUGGCAGAUUUUUGUGGGAUACAUUUAUGAUGAUAAUAUAUCUGAUUGCAUUCUUUACGAUUCCUUUUAUGAUUUGCUUCGUCAUAAUGGACUACGAAUCAAUUAAUCUAGACAAAGUAAACAUUCCAAUUUAUGCGAUAUGUUGGUUGGAUAUAACGUUCAAUUGUAUUACGGGAUACUAUAAUAAGAAAAAUAUGUCUGUCGAGUUGAAACCUACUAAAAUAUUUAUAUCCUACCUGAAAGGAUUUCUCGUGCUGGAUGUGCUAUCGUCUCUUCCAUAUGAUCAUGUGACACUACCUUGGCGACGACUUCCGGGAAAUAAUUCCCAUUAUGUUGUUAUCUUACUUAAUAUAGCGCCUGCUAUAAAGUUAACACGCUACUAUACCUUUCACUCAAAUAUUCAUUAUCUAUUUACGCAUUUGGAAAUAGAAAAUUCUUAUCUUGAAAUGUUUACUACGCUAUUGCUGGGAUUAUACCUAAUCUUCUGGUUUUCUUGCCUGUGUUACUUGAUACCAAUCUUAGUGAUGUACCUUGUCAACAUUCCACCGAUAGAAUGCGAGGAAUGUUGGAUGAUGAGAUUGGAGGACAGCAGUCUUAGAUACAGGUUACAAAACGCUGUAUUUAUCGUGCUGGAAAAUAUAUUGGGAAGUGGCUAUGGUCUAUACAUACCCGAGAAAAACGUUUAUAUCAUUUUUAAUAGUUUUCUUAUGAUUAUCGGCAGAUUCAUUGUGUGCUAUAUGUUGGUUAUGUGCUUUCGUGUCAAGGCUGAAAAAAAAGCAUCCGAAUCGAAGUUUCAAGAGCUAAUAGAUCAAGUAAAAGCGUAUACGAGACAAAGGCAAUUAUUGCCACAUAUGAAGAAACGUCUCUUAGCUUAUUACCAUUACCGUUUCAAAAAUACUUACUUUCGCGGUAAACGGAUUUUAUCAGAAUUGACAGAACCGUUACGUGAAGAGAUUGCGCUUCAGUCCUGCCGACGAUUAAUCGAAAACGUAGCAAUCUUCAAAAAUUUACCAAAAAACGUUCUGCAGUCAAUAGUGAAGAACUUGAAGUUUGAAUUGUUCCUACCGAAUGAGGUAAUCAUCAAAGCUGGCACUCAAGGUGAUUCCAUGUUCUUCUUGUCGUCCGGAACCGUCGCGGUUCUGACGCCGACUGGGAAAGAAAUGUGUCACUUGAGCGACGGUGCCUAUUUCGGCGAGAUCGCGCUCUUGGUGGCGGAUCAGCGAAGGGUUGCCAGCGUCAUUGCGAUUGAAGUCUGCGAAGUAUAUCGACUCGAUCGCAAGGAUUUCCGUCAUUGCAUAGACGUGCAUAGCGAGCUGUUCGCGGAAAUCGAACGCAUCGCCACGGAACGCGUGGAGAAAACCGUCCGCGUCGAGGAACAGCACAAGCGUUUCUUGAUGCGUCCAAGUCGCGUACCGCCGAAUCUACGCAGUAGGCCAACGAAAACUAGAGUUUGAGUGUACACGUCAAUUGUCGUUCGUUUAAUUUUUUGCGUGAAUUUCCUUUUAUUUCCGAGAAAUUGAAAGAAGCAUUGCAAAUCAAUAAUUUUUCAUGUUGCAUAAUUGUUCGUAAUUAAAAUAAUGUUGUUUCGAAAAAAGUGCCUUCAUCAAUUUAAUAAUUAUAUAGAAAUAAAGUUGGCCUCUUAUAAAGCACUUGGUUUUUUGUCACCGCAAAAUAAUAAUCAUGCUAAUUGUGUAAUCAUAUAUUUAAGGACCUUAUAUAUUAUUAUUGUCCAUACAAUAACCGUACAGUGUGGUGGUGGUGGUGUGGUAUUCUCAUAUAUUUAUAUAUAUCUACUUUUAUAUUUUAAAAUUAUAUAUAUAUAUAUUAUUAUUAAUCGUUAUAUAUACCUAUAUAUAAGGUACUUAUAGUUACAAUUACAUCUCCGCUAAAGACUUUACGGUAGCAGUGUCGUGACGAACUAUACUUCUAUUGAUAUUAUGUAUGAGGGAUAUGAAUCAUGGUUCUUUUUCUCUCUUUCUCUAUCUUUUUUUGGCAAGUUUCUUUUACAAGGAAGUCAGAGUUUCGUGUCAAGACCCGUAGUAUCGAUCGUGAUGAAACGUCGCCGAUUUAUCAGCGUCAAGGUAGGAGAAUCGAAAGCUCUGUGACACGCUUCGUUAAUACAAGGAAGACAGCGGAUCAUUAUCGAUAUAACCGACGUCGUUACGCGCGAGGUAAGUUCCAACGAGUCCACGAGAUUUGCGAUCUCGAUUAAUCAGCUUCACGAUCUAAUCAUAAUCUGCGAGACGUACCACGGUUAUAUACCUACGGACAUCGGUGGUCACAAGAUAUUGCCGACCUGUUCUGGGAUAUGUGUUUGGAUUAACGACGUGCGACGAUGUAAAUUAACGGUGAACGAUUAUAUGAAUAUCUACGCGACAGUCCGGUUCGGAGACUGUGACACAUCAAAAUCGCACGAUAUAAAUAAUCGUUUACAGUCGACAUACGUGCCUGUAGAAUGUGCAUGCAAUUUUCAAUCUUCCAUUCCGUUCUCGCUUUUUUCCCGAGACGGUUUCUCAUCCGCAACCAGUUUCGAAAUUUUCUCUGCGGAAAUAGCUGAUCACACAACGUCGAUUGCCUACAUACUAGAUCGUCAAUUAAUCGGGUCACUACUCUACGUAUGGUACUUGUCGCUAUAACGAUUUUAACAUGUCUCUUGAUAAUGUCUAAAGGAGCACGGAGGAGAAGAGUACUUAAUAUUUUCGUCGAUACUCUAUUUCUGUAUCCCGCGGUUGAAAUCCCGAGUGACACCGCGUUUUCCGGAUAAAUCUAUAAUCUAAUAAUUUAGAUAUAUACGAGAUGAUAUACAUGCGCCGCGCAUUUCGGAAAUAAGUAUGCGGGUACACAAUACACAUGACGGCUAUUUACACUAACGAGACGUCGUGUAUAUUCAGCACUCUUUCUCCAAUCCUUUCGAAGGUCAUCUAAUAAGGCACUGCGUUUUACUGCGACUGAAUCGGUACAAGUACGAAACAAUCAAGAGAGUCGUCCUAGAGGCGCGCGACACGUCGAUUUCGUCUUAUGACUUACACUUACGGUGUGUGUGUGUGUGUAUGUAUUUGUGUGUGUAUAAAUGCGGUUUGGUACCUUUUAUCUCUUUCCGUUUUCCCGUUCUUCUAAUCGUCGAUUGGUAUCCCUACGAUCUAUCCAAUACAUCAUGAAUGACGAUGUAUCUAGCGAAAUAGCAAAUGUAAUAUAUAAUUAAUAGUUACGAUUAAAAUGCUUCGUCAGGAACAAACGUUAAAUGCAAUAGAUUUACGCGCGAAAGGUAUAACUGAUUGUUAGAUACGGUGAAAAAUCGACUGUACAUACAUACGUCUUACGAUAAGCGAAAGAUAUAACGCGACGCACAAUUCGAGAAUAUUGCAAGUCGGGCACAAAGUCACGCCGCUCGCGCAAAUAGAAUUACAUGUCUGUGUGUUUGAGUAUUCAUAUUUAAAUAUUAUGCUUUUUUUGUCAAAUUCUCAAGAUGGAAUUUAUUCAUUAUCUUAAUUGCGUUAGAGAUUACUGUCGAUUAUCUAUGAAAAGUGAGAAGUUUACGAUCCGUUCUUCUCUUUUCCUGAAGAAAGAAUGACGUAAUUUAUUCGGCGGCGACGCGCGUUAUGGCAAUAUAUGUAUAAUUCGAGUAUAAGAAACAAGUAAUAACAAUAUCAUAGAAUAUAAAUGGCAUAUUGAGAAUAUAAUAAACUAUUUAUAUUGUACAACGUAACGUGCGUAAUAUGCUUAAUACAAGUAGGUACAGAUUCCUUUUUUAAUCACGCAGCACAGUGUGUCCAAUGAGGGGGACAGGAACCCCGCUUGAUUUAUUGUUAGACAAUAUUCUACGCGAGAGAACUUUAUUUCGUACAUGUGUAUAUAUCGUUUCGUUUUCAUUACGUCGUACACGCAUCAUUGACUGACACCAUGAUGCAUGAGAAAAAAAAUGGCCACGCUAUAUCGUCAUAUCGAUCGAGACUCUUCAGAUCGUGUUUUCGGGCAGGAAUUAUCGAAUCUUUGACAAGCCGGUUUCACAAAAGGAGUUUGCGCGAUCACGUUACCACAGGAAGGAAUACAAAUAUUUUAUAAAUUACUAUAACUAUAUUUUUCGCGGUUAAAAUUUUGAAGACUGCAAUUAUUAUAGCGAUGCACAUAAGAUAUGUUUAAAGGAAUAUCAAUCAGAAAUAUUUCCCAUAGACUCGACAACACGAUCUACGCGCUUAAUCAGCCGACAUUGUUUACAAUCAGUUAUCGCGGGAUGUCGUCUGAGAGAUCGCGCGGUCGCGACGUUUCCACUGGUCUCUUAAGAACAAGUUGAUUAACCCGCCUAAUAUGACUCCGUCGGACUAGGAUUCAGCAUCAGAUCGUAUAUACAUGGAUAGAGAGGCGUGAGAUCGCGCAAGUCGCAUACGUUUAGAGAUGGAUAUACCGUAUAUAUAUAUUAUAUCUAUGUAUAAACGCUCUAAGGCUUUGGCAGUGAGUUAACAAGUCGAUUAUUCGGCACGUCCGAUAGGGGCAGGUGGAUGCGCGCAUGAUUCCCUCCUCUCCGUUCCCUUCUCUGUCGCGUAUCCCGCCGGCCACGAUCCAAGAUCGAUAUGUGCUAUCACGUGUGAGUCGGAAAUACCGAAGAGUCGAUUUGGUAUCUUAG